Messenger RNA from Vicugna pacos (alpaca), 5563 nucleotides. The record is from RefSeq and is a predicted model, not a curated record. Lineage: Eukaryota; Metazoa; Chordata; Mammalia; Artiodactyla; Camelidae.
CUUACAGGGAACUGAGCUCUACCCUCAACAUAAAAUUUUAAAGCAUUUCUCUUUUCCUUUAAUAAACAUAGAGAGUUUAUUUUCCUCUUCGUUCUUAUUCCUCUGAACUGCAUGUCAUAACAGUAGGCUUUGAAAACCUACCUUCUCUUUUUAACUGAGAAAAGAAUUCAAAAUUUAUUUAACUAUUAACAGUCAACUAUUGUUGAAUGUAGUAACUUAAAUCCAGUUUCAUGUACAAACUAGUUGAGCACAUAGUGUAAAUGUUGGACAUUCCAUGUUUUGGAGCAUCACGGCAGUAAAGGAGAUACCAUUUGAAGUCAUCCCUCCAAUUAGUUGAAGUUUUAGAUUCUUCUGGUAACUAUGAAGUGUAGACUAUAAAGUUCCUUGAGUGAAUUGUUGACUUCCUGUAUCAUUCAAGGCAAUCACCCUGAUUGUGUUUGUUACUUUUAGAAGAACUGAGUUCUGUUUGAAACUUGGACUAACCUGACUCUGAUACAGAUGCCACUGCAAAGUUCUGAGCAUUGUUACAUAGUAGCAUAAUCACUUCACUGCUCAACAAAGGAGGCUACUUUUAUGUAAUGUUUAGUAAAUGGCUAUUAUGUAUUUCCUGCCUCAUCCAUGUAAGCAAAUGUAAUUUAUCAAAGCAAAGAAAAUCAAAUUUUCAAGUCAUAAAAGAGAAAAUAUAAUGAUCCUCAAUUACUGUCUUUGUUGCAUACUGCAUCAUGUUAAUAACUGCUCACACUGCUUUUAAUUAAUCUAAUGCUUAUUGCUUCUAACCUUCACUAAACAGUUUUGAAAAUUGCUAUAGUUUAGCCUGCGACGCUUAUGAUUAGAGUCAACAGUUUGAAAUGGCCAGCUCACCUGAUGCAGUCGUCUCUUCUCCACCAGCUUUCUUAAGGUCUGGGUCCAUUUAUGAACCUCUUAAAAGCAUUAAUCUUCUGAGACCUGAUAAUGAAACUCUGUGGGAUAAAUUGGAUCAUUAUUACAGAAUUGUUAAGUCAACAUUACUACUGUAUCAAAGUCCCACCACGGGUCUCUUUCCUACUAAAACAUGCGGUGAUGAUCAGAAGGCCAAGGUCCAUGACAGUCUGUACUGUGCUGCUGGGGCCUGGGCUUUGGCUCUUGCAUACAGGCGCAUUGAUGAUGACAAGGGAAGGACCCAUGAGCUGGAGCACUCGGCUAUAAAAUGUAUGAGAGGAAUUCUCUACUGCUAUAUGCGUCAGGCCGAUAAGGUCCAGCAGUUUAAGCAGGAUCCACGCCCAACAACAUGUCUUCACUCUGCUUUCAAUGUACACACAGGAGAUGAGAUCCUUUCCUAUGAGGAAUAUGGUCAUCUUCAGAUAAAUGCAGUGUCACUCUAUCUCCUUUACCUUGUGGAAAUGAUUUCCUCAGGACUCCAGAUUAUCUAUAACACCGAUGAGGUCUCUUUUAUUCAAAACCUUGUAUUUUGUGUAGAAAGAGUUUACCGCGUUCCUGACUUCGGAGUCUGGGAAAGGGGAAGCAAAUACAAUAAUGGCAGCACAGAGCUACAUUCAAGCUCUGUUGGCUUAGCAAAAGCAGCUUUAGAAGCAAUUAAUGGAUUCAACCUCUUUGGCAACCAGGGCUGUUCCUGGUCAGUGAUAUUUGUGGAUCUCGAUGCCCACAAUCGCAAUAGGCAAACUUUGUGCUCACUGUUACCCAGAGAAUCAAGAUCUCAUAACACUGAUGCUGCCCUGCUCCCCUGCAUCAGCUAUCCUGCAUUUGCUUUGGAUGAUGAAGUUCUGUUUAACCAGACACUUGAUAAAGUGGUUAGAAAACUGAAAGGAAAAUACGGAUUUAAGCGUUUCUUGAGAGAUGGGUAUAGAACAUCAUUGGAAGAUCCCAACAGACGCUACUACAAACCAGCUGAAAUUAAGCUAUUUGAUGGCAUUGAAUGUGAAUUUCCCAUAUUUUUCCUUUACAUGAUAAUUGAUGGUGUUUUCAGAGGCAAUCCCAAACAAGUAAAAGAAUAUCAGGAUCUUUUGACUCCAGUACUUCAUCACACCACAGAAGGUUAUCCGGUCAUACCAAAGUACUAUUAUGUGCCAGCUGACUUUGUAGAAAAUGAGAAAAAAAAGCCUGGUAGUCAGAAACGAUUCCCUAGCAACUGUGGCCGUGAUGGAAAACUGUUUCUUUGGGGACAAGCCCUUUAUGUCAUUGCAAAACUCCUGGCUGAUGAAUUAAUCAGUCCUAAAGACAUUGAUCCCGUUCAUCGUUAUGUUUCACUACAGAAUCAACGUAAUGUGAGCAUGAGGUUUUCCAAUCAGGGCCCACUGGAAAAUGAUUUGGUCGUUUACGUAGCGCUAAUAGCAGAAAGUCAACGCCUUCAAGUUUUUCUCAACACAUACGGUAUUCAGACUCAAACUCCUCAACAGGUAGAACCCAUUCAGAUAUGGGCCCAGCAGGAGCUUGUGAAAGCUUAUUUCCAUCUGGGUAUAAAUGAAAAAUUAGGACUCUCCGGAAGGCCAGAUAGGCCCAUUGGCUGCCUCGGUACAUCAAAGAUUUAUCGCAUUCUAGGAAAGACUGUGGUUUGUUACCCUAUUAUCUUCGACCUAAGUGAUUUCUACAUGUCUCAAGAUGUUUUACUGCUGAUAGAUGACAUAAAGAAUGCACUACAGUUCAUUAAGCAAUACUGGAAAAUGCACGGACGUCCACUUUUCCUUGUCCUCAUCCGGGAAGACAAUAUAAGAGGUAGCCGAUUCAAUCCCAUAUUAGAUAUGCUGGCAGCUUUUAAAAAAGGAAUAGUUGGAGGAGUCAAAGUUCAUGUUGAUCGUCUACAGACGUUAAUAUCCGGAGCUGUGGUGGAACAACUUGACUUCUUACGAAUCAGUGACACAGAAGAGCUUCCAGAAUUUAAGAGUUUUGAGGAACUACAAGUUCCCAAACAUUCAAAAGUCAAACGACAAAGCAGCACCUCCAAUGCUCCUGAACGGGAACAGCAGCCAGAUGUCGCCGUUACUGAGUGGAGAAACAAGCCCACCCACGAAAUUAUUCAAAAACUGAAUGACUGUAGUUGCCUGGCUAGCCAAGCCAUCCUGCUGGGUAUACUGCUCAAAAGAGAAGGCCCCAACUUCAUCACAAAGGAUGGUACUGUUUCUGAUCACAUUGAGAGAAUCUAUAGAAGAGCUGGCAGCAAAAAACUUUGGUCGGUGGUACGCCAUGCAGCAAGUCUUUUAAGUAAACUAGUGGACAGCCUGGCCCCAUCCAUUACUAAUGUUUUAGUGCAGGGCAAACAGGUAACUCUGGGUGCCUUUGGGCAUGAAGAAGAGGUUAUCUCUAAUCCUUUGUCUCCAAGAGUGAUUAAGAACAUCAUCUAUUACAAGUGUAACACCAAUGAUGAGAGGGAGGCGGUCCUUCAGCAAGAGCUGGUCAUCCACAUUGGCUGGAUCAUCUCCAAUAACCCUGAGUUAUUCAGUGGCAUGCUGAAAAUACGAAUUGGGUGGAUCAUCCAUGCUAUGGAGUAUGAACUACAGAUCCGUGGUGGAAACAAGCCAGCCAAGGACUUAUAUCAGCUCUCACCUAGUGAAGUGAAACAGCUUCUGUUGGAUAUUCUCCAGCCUCAACAGAGUGGAAGAUGUUGGCUGAACCGGCGUCAGAUCGAUGGGUCUUUGAACAGAACUCCCCCUGGGUUCUAUGACAGAGUGUGGCAGAUCCUGGAGCGCACACCCAACGGCAUCAUUGUAGCCGGGAAGCAUUUGCCACAGCUGCCCAAGAGACCAGGAGCUCCACUCCUCACCUCACCCAGUUCUCCCUCUGCUUGAGUCCCGGAGAGGAUGGUCAUCCUUGACCCAAGUCAAGGCACAUGGACAAUUCAAACAUCGUAAAUCCUGACUGCGCACCUUUUUCAGCUGCGUGCUCACCCCCACAGUAAAUGCAUCAGCACCAUAAAAGAGAGGAAGUGAUCUUUUUUUUAUUUGUUUCAUUUUCAGUCUUUUCUGUUUAUGGAAAUCAUGCAUGACUAUUGUAGAAAGUUUUAAUAGUUCAGAAAAUUACAGAAAAGAAAGCAAAAAAUUUUCCUCUGUACCUACUAGCAGUAGAUCAUCACUGUUGAUAUUCUGAGGGACAACUUUCCAAAUACCUCUCCAUGAAUAGAGAAGGCAUGUAAUUUUCUGUAUCAUCACUGCUCUGUGUAAAAGUUAAAUGCUAAAAUACACACGCGUACAUGCACAUGUGUACACAUGCCUUUAUGACAUUUUAAAACAUUAUACGCAAUAAAUAGAGAAUCUUCCCAAAUGAAUGGGUAUAAUUUAUAGCUCAUCUUCCCUUUGUCUCUCGGGGGAUGUCUCCAUGAGACUAUGUGUUUCUUGGAGGGCAGAUAAUGUGUCUCAUUGAUACAGAAGCUCUCAGUGAGUGCUGAGCAGGGUGUGGCACCUCCUAAAAUCCAGCACUUCUGGAGCUACAGUCAGCUGAGUGAAAUUCAGCCUUAUCUCUGAUGUGCCAGGAUUUGGAAAGAGUGUCAACCAAUCAGUCUCAUAGCAUGUGGGAAGGAGGCAGAGACUGGAGUCAAGAAAACAUGGGGUUAGUAGAAGGGUGGAUGCCUUCCUUGUGCUGUGAACCUUUUGGUAUCUUUUGCCCAAUAUCCGGGACCUACAGUGCACAUGGAGAGCCCUAAAAUGAGGUCAUUCUCUUUGCAGAAGAAAUUUUCCAAUAGAACCUGAGAAAAACUUUGAUUUUUUUUUUUUUUUUUUUGGCUAAAGCCCUGCCCCAAGCUCUCCCACAUUGUGACCCUGGAUUUUUUCCUUUGGUUCUUUCAGAUUCUGUUUUAGAAGCAUUUCAGUAAGUACAGAGAGAAGGAUUCCCAAGCUGGGAACUAUGAGGCCUUUUUCCUGUUCCAUGUACAAAGUAGGAGCCAUAAUGAUCAUCAGAAAGUCUCCACCAAGCAUUGUAUACUCAUACAAUCUUUGCGUAUUAGAGUUUGUCAUGUAAAAUGGGUAUUAGUACUUAGGAUACAUGUAUGGGGUAGCCAGACAGUUGGAUGAUGCAUUAAACUAACAGCUUAUACAGACCAAAUAGUAUUCAUGUCAGAAGGAGGUCAGAGUUAAAUGUGUUGUUUAAAAUAUAACCAUCCCCUGAGAAAUACCGCAUCAUUACAGCAUCACACUCAUUUUGGGGUGUGAGCCUAGAUCCAGUCUCUGCUGAGCUCGGCUGCUUCCUCUGGCUUUGUUGCCCACCGCCUCUUCUGGGGUGGCCUCUGCCCCACUGGACACUGGAUUUGGUAUCUUGCCACCAAGGAUGAACACCUGAAGGCCAGAGAGAGUUCAGACACUUUGGGUGAAUGGGGCACUAGGUACUAUAGUCAGGAUUAGGAAAGUCAUUUUUUCGGAGUUACUAAUUUCAUUUAAGUGACUGGAAAACAUUUCUGUACAGCUACAGAGGGAUACAUACAAUGAAAAAAAAGUUCUGUUCCAAACAGAACUGAUGGUAGUACUAAUUUACAGGAUUAGGAAGAUUCCAUCAAUAGAUGACCCUAGAGCGCAUCAUUGUACAGAACACACUGUGGGAUAUGUGGCUCAUCCAUCAGUCUGAAUAAAGAAUGGAAACCUAA